GGUGAGGGGGGGGGGGUGGGGGUGGGGGGGGGGGGGGGGGGGGGGGGAGGGGGGGGGGGGGGGGGGGGGGGGGUGUGGGGGGGUGGGGGGGGGGGGGGGGGGGGGGGGGGGGGGGGGGGGGGGGUGGGGGGGGGGGGGGGGGGGGGGUGGGGGGGGGGUGGGGGGGGGGGGGUGGGGGGGGGGGGGGGGGGUGGGGGUGGGGGGGGGGGGGGGGGGGGGGGGGGGGGGGGUGGGGGGGGGGGGGGGGGGGGGGGGGGGGGGGGGGGGGGGGGGGGGGUGGGGGGGAGGAGGGGAAGUUGGGGGGGGGGGGGGGGGGGUGGGGGGGGUGGGGGGUGGGGGGGGAGAGGGGGGGGGGGGUGGGGGGGGGGGGGGGGGGGGGGGGGGGGGGGGGGUGGGGGGGGGGGGGGGGGGGGUGGGGGGAGGCGUGGGGGGGGUGGGGGAGGGGGGGGUGGUUGGGGGGGUGGGGGGGGGGGGGGGGGGGUGGUGGGGGAGGGGGGGGGGGGGGGGGGUGGGGGUGGGGGGGGGGGGAGGGGGGGUGGGGGGGGAGGGGGG
This is a messenger RNA of Culex pipiens pallens (northern house mosquito), 552 nucleotides long. RefSeq lists its product as uncharacterized. The transcript has 3 exons. NCBI's taxonomy places the organism in Eukaryota, Metazoa, Arthropoda, Insecta, Diptera, Culicidae. The annotation marks the transcript as partial. The record is from RefSeq and is a predicted model, not a curated record.